UGGUCAGAUAACUGUGGUUUGCAUUUUAAUGUUAAGAUUUACAGGAGAGCAUUCAAUAAUACAGUUAUUACUACUUUAGUUCCAUGUUACAAAAGAUGUAAACAGAUGGAAUAUUCAGAUGAGCAAGAGGCAAUUAUAGAAGAGGAUGAUGGUGAUGGUGGCUGGGUUGACACAUUUCAUCAUGCAGGUGUGGGCAACCUAACAGAGUCCGUAAAGGAAAUAACACUUGAGUCCCAGGAUUCUGGGAAAGCAGUUGGUAACCCAGCUUGCAAUGAUGAUGACGAUGAUGAUGAAGGUGAAGCAGCAGAUAUGGAAGAGUAUGAAGAAAGCGGAUUGCUGGAAAAUGAUGACGCAACUGUGGACGCAGCAAAAAUUGCAGAAGCAUGCAAACCAAAGACAGAUGUUGUGGGUGAUGAUGCUAUCUUACAGACUAGGACAUAUGACCUUUACAUCACAUAUGACAAGUAUUAUCAAACACCAAGACUCUGGUUAUUUGGUUACGAUGAGCAACGUAUACCAUUGACUGUAGAACACAUGUAUGAAGAUAUUAGUCAAGACCAUGUGAAGAAAACUGUGACCAUUGAGAACCACCCACACCUCCCACCUCCACCAAUGUGUUCUGUACACCCAUGCAGGCAUGCGGAGGUAAUGAAGAAGAUAAUUGAGACGGUCGCAGAAGGUGGAGGAGAGCUGGGAGUUCAUAUGUACCUGCUUAUUUUUCUAAAAUUUGUACAGGCUGUCAUUCCUACAAUAGAAUAUGAUUACACGCGGCAUUUUACAAUGUAA
This is a messenger RNA of Staurois parvus, 786 nucleotides long. Lineage: Eukaryota; Metazoa; Chordata; Amphibia; Anura; Ranidae. The record is from the annotation of a GenBank genome assembly.